UUAAUUUUCCCAACUUCACCUAUUGCUAAUUAUGUUCUGACUAUCUUCUAACUCUAUUUUAUCUCUUUAUCAUUCCUCUACUUAUCCAAACACCCAUCCAGAGGUAGUGUGUGUGAUAAUCAUCAAUUCACCUUCCAACUUUAUUAUUUUUAUGUUUUACUUUCCAUUCCAAUUCAAUGGCUAGAACCCCGUUAUUAUUCACUUCAUUGUCAUUGCUUUUCACUCAGUUCCUAUUCACCCCAUUUGAUGCUGUUCUUGGUUCAAAAGGAUCACUAGAAUGCCUUAAAGUUUCUCAUGCCGAGUUCACUAACUCAGCUAAAGAAGUUGUUGGUGUCUUGAAAAGUGUUACAUCCAUUCUAAAUUCUGAGUUUGUUAGAAAUGGCGGAGGCUUUGUCGAUGAUCAUCGCCUUUCGAGCGCUGUUUCAGCGUGCCUUGAGUUGAUGGACUUGUCCUCCGAUGAGCUCAGCUGGGUUGUGUCCGUUUCUGAAAGUCCCAAAGGCAAGCAUAACGGCACUGGUAAUUUGAGCUCUGAUUUGAGGACAUGGCUAAGUGCUGUUCUUGCCAACACAGACACAUGCAUGGAAGGAUUAGAAGAAGGCACCACAAGCAGUGUCAAUAAUAUAAAGAAUGCAGUAACCGCUUCCAUCAACAAAGUGAACACAAUGGUCCAGGAUCUCCUAACACAGGUGCACCCUGUUUCGUAUAACAGGGUGAGCAAGAGCAAACUUGAGUUUCCUUCUUGGACCGAAUCAGAGGAUCUUGAGGGUAAAAAGUUGCUAAUGGCGGUGGAUGCCGUGGUGGCUUUGGAUGGGAGUGGGAACUACACACGUGUGAAGGAUGCUGUGGAAUCAGCGCCCGAGUAUAGCAUGAAACGUUAUGUGAUACACAUUAAGAAAGGUGUGUAUAGUGAGAAAGUUGAGAUCCAUAGCAAGAAGUGGAACCUUGUGAUGAUUGGAGAUGGAAUGGAGAAUACUGUUAUCACUGGUAACUCGAGUCGUUAUUUCCAUAAUAUCACCACAUACCGGACUGCAACCUUUGCUGUGGCAGGCAGAGGGUUUAUAGCACAAAACAUUUCCUUCCAUAACACUGCAGGGCCAAGAGGGAGCCAAGCAGUAGCUCUAAGAUCACAAUCCGAUCUCUCAGUCUUCUACCGCUGCGAAAUCUCCGGCUACCAAGACAGCCUCUACGCCCUCUUCCAGAACUGCACCAUACUUGCCAAGAAAGGCUUACCGGAACAAACCAACACCAUAACCGCUCAAGCCGCAAAGGACUCCACCUCACCCUCCGGCUUCUCCAUCCAAUUCAGCAACAUCUCUGCACAUUCUGAACUUCUACCUUUCUUGAACUGCACAAGAACGUACCUUGGGAGACCAUGGAAGGCAUAUUCGAGAACGGUUUUCAUGCAAUCUUACAUGAGCGAGAUGGUGAGCCCGCAAGGGUGGAAAGAAUGGAAUGACACGUUGUAUUUGGACACACUUUACUAUGGUGAGUUCAUGAAUUAUGGGCCUGGAUCUGGGCUUUCUGAGAGAGUGAAGUGGCCUGGGUAUCAUGUUAUCAAUGACUAUGAUGAAGCUAGUAACUUCACGGUGGCCCAAUUUAUUCUGGGGGAUCUAUGGUUGCCAUCAACGGGUGUGAAUUAUGCAUCUCGUUUCACUAAAUAGUAAAUACUAAAACGUUCCAUAUGUACUUAGUCAAGUGGAUCGUUACUUUAUCAAAAUCCAAAAAUAAAAAAAGGUUAUUAUUUUA
Messenger RNA from Arachis ipaensis, 1746 nucleotides. NCBI's taxonomy places the organism in Eukaryota, Viridiplantae, Streptophyta, Magnoliopsida, Fabales, Fabaceae. The record is from RefSeq and is a predicted model, not a curated record.